ACCUUCUGCCGUGAGCCCCACCGGUAGCUACGGACCAUAAAGUACGACCCAUAAUUCACCGACUCCUCCCGUUUAAAAAGUGCCCGCGAAGGGACGUUGACUCGAUCUGAAAAUCGCGGAUCUGCUUGCAACUAUGGGCAUUGUGAAGUUCCUCCGCUCCAAGCUGCUGAACAGGCACCGCCGCUGGGACAGAGCCGCUGGGGACGGCAACGGCGGGGAGAGUUGCUCGGGACGGUGCGGCGAUGCUGCGGCGGGGGCGGCCAUGAAGAGAUUGGGGUGGGGAGAGAUCGAGAGGAUCACGGGGGGUUUUGCGGAGGUGGUUGGGAAGGGCGGGUUCAGCACUGUGUACUUGGGGCGUCUCCGUGGCUGCGAAGAAGGCUCUGCCGCUGCCGUGGCGGUGGCGGCCGUCAAAGUCCACUGUGGAGGGGUUGAGCGGCUCAGCCUGGCCUUCAAGCAGGAGCUGGACGUGCUGCUUCGGCUCAAGCAUCAGAACAUCGUCAGGCUCCUUGGCUAUUGCGACGAUGCAGAUCAAGGUGCACUUAUAUUCGAAUAUGUCUCCAGCGGAACCCUCCACGAGCACCUCCACGGCCGCGGCGGCGAUAAGCGCUCGACCCUCCCGUGGAAGAGUCGCGUGAAGAUCGCCUACCAGCUCGCGCGAGCCAUCGAAUAUCUCCACGAGAGAUGCACCCUCCACAUCAUCCACGGCGACAUCAAAUCCUCCAACAUUCUACUGGACGGUGAUUCCGACAGCAAGCUCUGCGACUUCGGAUCCGCAAAAAUGGGCUUCUCAUCUUUGAUACCGCCGCCAUCGUCGUCUCCUUCAUCGUCUCCUUAUGUUAGGAGAAAGAAUCUCAUCAUGGGUUCUCCGGGCUACACCGAUCCGGCAUACUUGAGGACCGGGAUAGCCUCGAAGAAGAACGACAUCUAUAGCUUCGGGGUUGUGGUCCUCGAGCUCGUGACAGGUUUGGAGGCGUUCCGCGCAGACAAGGGACAGGUUUUGGCCUCGAUGGCAGCUCGUAUGGCUAAGGACGUCGGUCAUAUGGACGUCCACGAGGCUGCGAAGAUGGUGGAUCCGAGAUUGAGAGGCGAUUUCGAUGUGGAGGAGGCGAGGGCAUUGAUUGAAUUAGCGAGAUCGUGUUUCGACUACUCAACCCUAAUUAGGCCGACGGCAAGCUGCGUGGUGAAGAUGAUGAAAGAGAAGGUCUCUUCAAUUUCGUUCGCGAACUCGAACUCGAACUCGAACUCGAAGCACAAGCUUUCAUUCGAUCUAUAGCCGAACAUGAACUAUGUUUGUAUGGAGAGCCGUAAGUAAACGUGUGGAUUUCUAUUUUCAAAUGUUUAGUCGAUUUUGUCUUGUUGACAUUUCGAGAACAUCCAAGGUUCGUGCCGUGUGUGUCAUGACUUGCGAGACAUGUUUGGCAAAGGGUUUGUCACAUUUGUAAUUGCAUAAAUGCGAUA
Messenger RNA from Rhodamnia argentea, 1458 nucleotides. Its product is annotated as probable receptor-like protein kinase At4g10390. Gene Ontology annotation, cellular component: plasma membrane. Gene Ontology annotation, molecular function: protein kinase activity; ATP binding. NCBI's taxonomy places the organism in Eukaryota, Viridiplantae, Streptophyta, Magnoliopsida, Myrtales, Myrtaceae. The record is from RefSeq and is a predicted model, not a curated record. The transcript is spliced from 2 exons. The coding region runs from base 134 to 1273 and encodes 379 amino acids. Gene Ontology annotation, biological process: protein phosphorylation.